AUAUGCACGCGGGUGACAUUAAAUUAUUUCCAGAUUAGCAGAAUUUUCUUAUAGAUUAUGUUCGAAACUGACGAUUUUUGGAUCUUUGAAGAUUCUUUCGACGAUGUUGGAGGAAACAAAGAUGAAACGAGGAAUAAAUCCCAUUCUUCAAGUCAAAACAAAGAAAAAAUACCGUCAGUCAAACGGCGCAAAGUGGACUGCUGCGAGGAUGCUUUGCCGACGGUUAGUACUUUUGUUGAGAAAUCCGAAUUGGAUAUUAUUGCGAAUAUUUUGGAUAACGAGAAUCUACCUUCCAAGAAUAAAGACGACGUUGUGUCAGAGGAUCGAGGGGAUCUGUUGUUGUUUUUCCAGAAAAAUACUUCUCGAGAGAGAAGAAACUUUAACUUGGUAAAUAAAGUAGAGAAAGAUUCGUCAGAAGUACAAAGAGAGACACGAGAAUGUUUUCAGUUUGAAGUGGAUGCAACAUCGAAGAAAGUAUGCCAAUAUAAAGAGCCCAGAGAAAAGAGUCACGAGUCUGUAAUUAAUGUAAGACCCGAUAAAGAAGUAAAAUUGAUUAGAAUAUUUCCUGGACCAGCUGGCUUAGUGCCGGAUGUGAAAAAUGAUAAUGUCUCUGCUGCAUCUUAUCUGAGUAGUGUUGAAGUAUUGGAAAAUAAAACAUCAAGCAAGCGCAUUGAGAUCAAGACUCAAGAUGAGAAAAAUUUGUGUGGAGAGAAAGCUUGGAAACUUUUAUUCAAUGAUUUACCACAUAAUUUUUUACGGGAUUAUAAGAUUUCCAUUGUUAAAGACAAAGCAAAUGCUAGUCAUUGCAAUAGUAUGAAAGUAAGAUUUAUAGCAGGAGUGUUGGAUUAUGUAGAUCAUAGUCACGACAAUCCGUUUGUUAUAUUAAAAGAUUCAACGGGUAGUAUAGAAGGUACCAUUCAUCGUGACAUUCCAUCAACUUAUCCUGGCAUAUUAGAGCCGAAUGUUGUUAUUCUUUUGUAUGACGUAGGGCUAUUAAAAACUACAACGUAUGUAGUAACGAAUAAAUAUCAUAUUCUAGUGUCUCUAAUGAACUUACUAGCCAUAUAUUCGGAUAAAGGCCGAAUUGUAAGUACAUCUCUUAUGGAAAGCAUUUUAUCUCAUAUUUCAAAUCACACCGAAUUAAAUAGAAUUAACAAUUGUAUGCCAGUUUCGAAGGAGCCAGUUUACGUUUCUGAAUUGCAAAAGGUAGAUGAAAGUCGUGACGCACUUUUGCAAACUAAUUCCUUUAUCGAUUCGUCUACCAAGAAUUACGAAUCUGAAUUAGUGAGAAAUCCGCCAUUAAAAGUUUUAACAAGUGGAAAAUAUGAAAGUUGUGAGGAGACUUUUAAGAAUAAUGAUCAAAAUUGCAAAGUCACAAACGAGAUAUUUGAAUGUUUCAACUAUUCGAUGGAUGGGGACGAUUUUUUUACUACCGACUGUGACUUUACAACUUUGGAAAAACAGAAUUGUCUUAAUCGUUCGCUAUCCAACAGUAUUCCGCAAACUAGCAAAAUUCAGCAGUGCGACUUGAAAAAUACAAAAAAAGAAUCGACGAUAAAUAUUCAAAAGCAGACGAAAGAACACUUGCCAAAGACCUUAGAGAAAUGUAUUAGAGAAAUGUGCGAUACACGUUACUCGCGUGAAGAUUGUUUUUCGUCUUACGAUGAUACGACGAUUUGCAGAGAUUCGAAUUUAAACAUGAAAUCCACAUUGCCAGCAAUAAAAUGUAACGUCAAAAACUUAAAACCUCUAGUAAGCCAUUUUACUCACGAUAAACAUGAGUAUGAUUCGGACGAUGAAAUUUUGUCGCAGUUGGACGUAGAUAACAUCUUUGAUAAACAAAAGAAAGAUUGCUAAGAAGAAGCGUAUGUGUAUCUCUGCAAAUACAUCAAUGUAAUGCGUCGCGCGCGCGCGCGCGCGCGUGCGUGAUAUUAUAGUUUUUAAGUUACAAUAAUUACUAAUUACUAAUAGCUAAUGUACAAAAAAUGUAUAAAAAAUCGAUGUUGACGUUACCAUGUGUUAUAAGCCUAGUACAGUCUUGAAAAUAAAAUCAGUUUCGAAUUAAACAUUAAAAUAAGACAUACUAUGAUGUGUGCGUAUACACAUACAUACAUAUGUAUACGCGUGAUAAAUGUUUGUAUUUUCGAAUUAUUGGAGAUAAAACUGUUUGUAAGAUCGUAUUUGUGAUCUUAUUAUCUCUUACUUGGAUUUAUAAAACAUUAUUUAUCUAAAGUCAUCUCGUAAAGUUAAUACAGUUUUCGAUAGCGAAGGAGGUUCCCAUAUAACUUAAUUGAUCACGCGUCAUUGGGAAGAAAAGAAUAACAUUAAAUAAGCGUUAUGAUUUUACGACGUUGUAUAUUUACGAGUAAGUACAUAUGAGACAUAUGUAUAUAAAUUACGUAUGCCCAAGUAUCUAUAAAAUUUUUGAAAAUACGACAAAGCGAGCGGCUGUGAUUGCAUAAUGUGAUGGGCCCGGUAUGACUACGAAUGACGCACAAUAUUUGCCAUAUCACGGCUAUAUGCUUACUAAUUACUGAAUUCGAAGACAGGACAAGAUUGUAAUUGCGAUUAAACGUUCACAGCUGCAAUAUAUUACUUUUACUUAAAUAAAGGACGAGAUAAAAUAUCUUUUUCAAUUUAAA
Messenger RNA from Wasmannia auropunctata (little fire ant), 2642 nucleotides. RefSeq lists its product as uncharacterized. NCBI's taxonomy places the organism in Eukaryota, Metazoa, Arthropoda, Insecta, Hymenoptera, Formicidae. Bases 58 to 1857 code for a protein of 599 amino acids. The record is from RefSeq and is a predicted model, not a curated record. The transcript is spliced from 2 exons. Gene Ontology annotation, biological process: recombinational repair.